GGUUGGUGGGGUUGCUACUGCUGCCGCUGCCGCUGCCGCUGCCGCUGCCGCCGCCGCGGCCGCCGCCGCCGCCGCCGCCGCCGGCCGGGAGGGUCGGGAGAACGGGUGGGGAGAGCCGACGCCUACACUCGCGGCGGGCGCGACGCCAGGGCGGGUCCCUCGGCCCGCCUCCGGCCUCGCGGCCGCGCUGGAGCAGCUGGGCGGGCCCGGGUGAGCCCUGCGCGUCGGGCCUUUGUCCCCCGGGCGGGAACCCCAGACGCACGGGCGAGCCGGUCCGAACGUCCCCGGCGAAGCAAACGCGAGCUUGUUAAGUCGCCCGCGAAGAGCGGCGGGCACCGGCCCGCAGGGGUGCGAGGCCGGUGGCUGCGAACCAGGUGGGUAUUGCAGUUGCUUUCAGUAAUCACCCAAAUCCACUGCUCCUGGGCAAGUUCCUGGUGGAUUAAUCCUGCAGGAUGGCAGCCAUCAACCCGUGGGCUUCCUGGGGUAUCCUUACGGACCAGUCCUGGGGGAUGGCUGCUGUUGACCCGUGGGCCUCCUGGGCUCUGUGUCCUCAGGACUCUACCUGGUGCGUGGAGAAGACCCCUGAGGAGAGGAGGAGGGCCCCCAGGCUUCUGACAGCCCAGGCCCAGGAACCAGUGACCUUCAAGGAUGUGGCUGUGGACUUCACCCAAGAGGAAUGGGGGCAGCUGGACCCUGUUCAGAGGACUCUGUACCGUGAUGUGAUGCUGGAGACCUAUGGGCAUCUGCUCUCUGUGGGGAAUCAGAUCGCCAAGCCCGAGGUCAUCUCCCUGUUGGAGCAAGGAGAAGAGCCGUGGUCAGUGGAGCAGGCAUAUCCUCCUCAAGGCACUUGUCCAGAAUGGAUGAGAAAUCUUGAAAGCAAAGCGUUGAUCCCAACACACAGCAUUCUUGAGGAGGAACAGUCCCAUAGCAUGAAGUUGGAGAGAUACAUAUGGGAUGAUCCUUGGUUCUCCAGGUUAGAAGUUUUGGGAUGUAAAGACCAAUUAGAAAUGUAUCACAUGAACCAGAGUACAGCUAUGAGGCAAAUGGUCUUCAUGCAAAAGCAAGUACUGUCUCAAAGAGGCUCUGAGUUCUGUGAACUUGGGGCAGGGUGUAGCCAGAGCCUAAGCAUUGUUCCAUCUCAGAAAGUUUCUCAAAUAGAACAUUUCUAUAAGCCUGAUACAAAUGCUGAAAGUUGGAGAUGUAACUCAGCCAUAAUGUAUGCAGAUAAGAUUACCUGUGAAAAUAAUGAGUAUGACAAAGCCUUCUACCACUCCAUGCAACCUGUUCACCCUGCAAGGGUGCAAACUGGAGAUAAUCUUUUCAAAUGUACUGAUGCUGUUAAAUCUUUCAAUCAUAUACUGCAUUUUGGUGAUCAUAUGGGAAUGCAUACAGGAGAAAAACUAUAUGAAUAUAAGGAAUGCCAUCAAAUCUUUAACCAGAGCCCAUCAUUUAGUGAACAUCCAGGACUUCAUAUUGGAGGAAACCAGUAUGAUUACAAAGAAUAUGAGAAUAUCUUUUACUUUUCAUCCUUUAUGGAACAUCAAAAAAUUGGUACUGUAGAGAAAGCAUAUAAAUACAAUGAAUGGGAGAAAGUCUUUGGGUAUGACUCAUUCCUUACACAGCAUACAAGCACUUACACUGCAGAGAAACCCUACGAAUAUAAUGAAUGUGGGACGUCUUUCAUCUGGAGCUCUUACCUUAUCCAACAUAAGAAAACUCAUACUGGAGAGAAACCCUAUGAAUGUGAUAAAUGUGGAAAAGUUUUUAGGAAUCGUUCAGCCCUUACUAAACAUGAACGGACUCACACUGGAAUCAAACCCUAUGAAUGUAAUAAAUGUGGAAAAGCUUUCAGCUGGAAUUCUCAUCUUAUUGUACACAAGAGAAUUCAUACAGGAGAGAAACCUUAUGUAUGUAAUGAAUGUGGGAAGUCUUUCAACUGGAACUCCCAUCUUAUUGGACAUCAGAGAACUCAUACUGGAGAGAAACCUUUUGAAUGUACUGAAUGUGGGAAAUCUUUCAGCUGGAGCUCCCAUCUUAUUGCCCACAUGAGAAUGCAUACUGGAGAGAAGCCCUUUAAAUGUGAUGAAUGUGAAAAAGCUUUUAGGGAUUACUCAGCCCUUAGUAAACAUGAAAGAACUCACUCUGGAGCAAAACCAUAUAAAUGUACUGAAUGUGGAAAAUCCUUCAGCUGGAGCUCCCACCUUAUUGCCCAUCAGAGAACUCACACAGGAGAGAAACCCUAUAACUGUCAGGAGUGUGGCAAAGCAUUCAGAGAACGUUCAGCCCUCACUAAACAUGAAAUAAUUCAUUCUGGAAUUAAGCCCUAUGAAUGUAAUAAAUGUGGAAAAUCCUGCAGCCAGAUGGCUCACCUUGUUAGACAUCAAAGGACUCAUACUGGAGAGAAGCCCUAUGAGUGCAAUAAAUGUGGAAAAUCCUUCAGCCAGAGUUGCCACCUUGUUGCCCAUCGGAGAAUCCACACUGAGAUCCUUGGAGAGAAUAGAGGCAGCACUAUUAACCUCUGUAAGAGACAGCAGCCUAAUGCAUCAAGAGGUGUAUUGCCAACAUAUGGGUAUUGUAUUCUAACACCAAAAGUAAUAUACUUUGAACCGAGAUUCUCUGAUUUAGGGACUACAAAGGAUUUUGUAAGUCAUACACAAAUAUUCCACAAGCAUCCUGGCAAGUUCUGUAACUGUACCACCAAGCUUAGUAUCUUUUAAAAAAUAUUUCUAAAUGGGCCUCCUGGACUUCUAAAGUGUCCUUCUAAAAGGGUCCCAGACUUCUGCUUCCUCCUAGAAGGAUUCCCUACCUCCCUACCACCUAUUACACAACCUUAUGUAUGCCCAGGGCUCCCAGGUCCCCUCUUAUCUCCCUUAUUCUAACCCACAUGUAGCUCAGUUCAUUGCCCUUUUGAUCCCCACGCUCCACUCUUCCCCAACUCUGAAACCUGCUGGGCUCAGUUGGAACUCUCCAUUCAGCCAUCUUCUGCUGUGACUGAAACUUGGGUCUCCCCUCUGCACAGUACCUUUUCUUAUGAUCCUUUCAGGGAGUAGCUGCUUCAUUUGUUGCUUCUAGAUUGUUUUCGCUCCCUUCUCUCUAAAACUGAGUUCUGACUCUUGGGACACCAAACUGUCAUAUCACUCUUGCUUCCCUCUGUUGCAAUCACCUUAUGAAUGGUUCACUCUUCCCAUCCGUAAAGAUUUCAGCUCUUGCUGUAUUGCAUCUAAAACCACCCCCAUCAUAAUACUUCCUGAUUUUAUUGUCCAGGUUGAUGAUCUUCCUGUGUCCUGACCUCACAGUUCUUUGACCUGUCUGCUCACGGUUUUGUCACCCACCCUGCAACAGACGGUCACUCCCAUAGUCAUCCCUAGGAGCAUUCCAUUACCAGUGACUGGAACCUCCCCACCAUCAGUUUCAAAUGUCUUUUCCUAAGCUCGUUGGCUUUUCAGUACCAAGAUUUCAACAGUCCCUUCACUGAAUCUUCCCUUACGCUUGCUCCCAGCAGACGACUUUGCUUCUUGUUUCCCUGAGUGAAUAGAAGCCAGCAGAGGCCUUGCAUGACAUCUGUCCACCUUCUCUACCCACUUUCCAUAAUUUCCGUGCCUUCCCACUGGUGCCUGUAUAUGAACUGACUGGGUUGGCACCAGAGCCUGUCCCAUGUCCACUACUCCAAGACAUCACUCCAGCAAGUUUCCCUUAUCUCUUGUAUCCUCAGGUUUUCUAUAUAUACUGGAUUAUCCCCAUGGACAUGUAAACAUACUUCAAAAAACAAAACAAAAAAGUCUCUGGCUCCUGAAUCAUUCUCUGCUUUGUUUCAGAAAGCAAAAUAUUUCAAAAGUUGUCUGUUCUUGCUGUCUUCACUUCCCUUCCAUUCUUUCUUUUUUAAAAAAAAAUAUGUAUUAUUUUUGGUUGCGUCGGGUCUUAGUUGGGGCACACGGGAUAUUUCGUUGCGGCACAUGGGCUUCUCUCUAGUUGUGGCGCGCAGGCUUAGUUGCCUGGCAACAUGUGGGAUCUUAGUUCCCCGACCAGGGAUCGAACCCGCGUCCCCUGCAUCGGAAGGCAGAUUCUUAACCACUGGACCACCAGGGAAGACCCCUUUCCAUUCUUUCUUGGACCCACUCCAAAACCUACCUUGCUGCCAGAUGACCUCCACAUUGCUAAAUCCAGUGGUCAGUUCUGUUUUCUUCCUUGACGUUAUCAGCAGCAUCUUAGAUUCUUAGAUAAUAGAUCAUUUCCUCCUUGAAACACGUUCACCUGGCUUUUGGGACUUGCCUCCUGCCUCUCUGGCCUUCAUUUCAGGCCCCCUUUGCUGUUCCUUCCCCACCUCCUUCACCUCUUACUGUCAGACUGCCCACUUCCCAUCUGCUCACAGUGCCUUGAUCUCAUCCAGUCUUGAAGCCCUGUAAACACCAGUGGUAUGCUGAUGACUCUCCCUUUAAGGCCACAGUUUGAUGAGCUUUGAAAACUGUCAACACCCUUGCAACCACCACUACAAUAAAAAUAGAGAAUAUUUGCCCUUCUCCAAAAAGUUCCCUCAUGUCUUUUCACAGUUAAUCUCCACCCUACCCCAAGACCUGGGCAACCACAUGUCUGCUUUGUCAGUACAUACUAGAAUUGUCUUUUAGAGUUUUAUAAAGAUAGAAUCAUACAGUAUUCUAUUCAUAUGCUACGUUUGUAUCCAGAUUCUUUUGCUCAGCAUGUUUUGGAGGCUCAUCCACGUUGUAGCAUUUAUCAGUAGUCUACUUUCUUUGCUGAGUAGCUUUCCAUUAUGCGGAUGUGCCGCAGGUAGUAGUCAUCCUGUUCACCUGUAGAUGGACAUUGACUUGUUUCCAGUUCUGGGCUAGUGUAAAUACAGCCGCUAUGGACAUUCUUCUUCAGGGCUUUUUUGUGUAUGCAGGUUUUCAUUUACCUUGGGUAAAAACCUAGGAGUGGAAUAGCUGAGUUGUACGGUAAGUAAAUGUUUAACUUCAUAAGACACUUCUAUGGACCUUUUAAUCUGAUGUCUUUAUUCUGUUUUACAUUCUGGGAAAUUUAUCUCUUAUAUUUUAAUAUUUCAUUUUUGCCAUUUAAAAAGUUUCUCUUUUUAGGACUCCUAUUAUUUAGAUGUCAGUGUGUCUGUGUCUGUUGUUCAUAUCUGUUACCUGCUCUUUUGUGUUCUCUAGUUCCUUCUCCUUUCUUCCUUCUGUCUGGACAUUUCCUCAGCUUGCUAAUUUGUUUCUCAGCUGUCCAUUUUGCUGCUCAUUUCCUCUACUGUGUCUUCAUUUCAACCACUAUUUUACAUUUCUAAUAUUUCUACUUGGUUCUCUUUUAUGUGUUCUUAUUCUCAUUUCCUAUUGUUACUAUCAUGCCUUAUCUCUUUAAAUGUACUUAAUUGACUAAGUUAAAAUUUUGGUCCAUCUGUUCUAAUAUACGUGCUUCUGGUGGAAUCUGUAAUCCAGUGUGUUGUUUUUCUUUUUGAAAUAGUUAUGCUCAGAAAAUUGCUUACUGCCUGGCCAGUGAGCACGUUUAUUUCUCUUAGGGAAGCAGCUACUCCAUCAGUUUUUAUGCAUACAUGAGACAGGAUCAGAUCCUGGUCCCUGUAAACCCCACUGAACUCAGGGGUGGGAGGAUGGAUCCUAGGAUGGAGAGGUGAAGGCAUCAGAAAGCCAAUCACUGACUUCUUACCUCACAAGAUAACUGAAAUGUGAUUCACCAGCCCAGGGCUCUGUGGAGGCAGGGUGGAGAAACAUGUGCCUGAAGUGAUGUAGUCUCUGCCUGUCUCUCAGCUACUCCGAAGCCCUGCCUUGAUUCCACUCCUCAGGAGGCCUGAACCAGAGGCUGUGUCACUGCAGCUGUGGGUGAUGCCCGACCAUCCAGUCAACGAAUUCUCCUCACUUUCCACCUCACUGCCCUGUCUUUACUUGCUUCAUCGCACACGUCUCUACGGAACAUCACCUGGUCUAUUUUUUUCCUUCCUUAUUGUCCACACCAUCUCCCGACACCAUACACUAGGCUGUGAACUCCAUGGGGGAGGGCACCUCGUUGGUCCUGGUCGUGCUGUGUCCCUAGUGUCCAGCACAGCACCUGUGGUUCUGUGAGUGCUUGGAACACACCAGCAGGUUGUUGCUUGUGCUUCCCAGCAGCCCGACCUCAUCAGGUGGGGUGGCCAUGAGUUCUCAUCAUCCUGGGUCUUCUGACCAUGGAGAGGAGACUGGUGGUGCCCACAGGGAGAAGGGCUUUGCAAUCAUAGACAGAUGGUCAAGAACCCCUGUAUGUGGGAGAAGGAUUAGUCAGAAGCCUUGACCAUAAAAUGGGGGGUGGGGGUGGAUAUCAGAGAUGCUACAAAUCAGACUCACCUUGUGGGCAGAGAAGUGGCCAGGAAUGUGGGUGGUGCUGGGAGCUCCCCAGCAACACAGAGUCUUCGAGUCACGAGGGUCAGGGCUCAUCCCAGCCUUCCCUGCAGAUGCUGUUCUGUCUGCACAGGCAACACCCUCCCUUGUGUUGUCACAGAGACAAAAUCCCCCUGCAGAUGGAGUGGGUAGCACUUACGGGCAGCACUGUGCUCAAGGUGGGUCCUCGUGGUAGGAGGAACUGCUGAAGAGUCUAGACAAGUAUUUAUGCCUUGAGGACGGAGGGUCCCCAGGUGGAGAACUGGGGGCCCGAAUCACAGGGAACCUGAUCAGAUUUUCCAGCAGGAAGUCACUAAGUUUGGCCUUGCUCCCCAAACUCCUGAUCCUAAAAGUCAUUUGGGGGCUUAUUAAAAAUAUAGACCUCCUGGCCCCAACCCCGAUCCGCUAGACCCAGUGCUCUGGAGAUUCUUGUCAUGCUGGGAGCAGACAUCCAGUGGGACCUGACAUGGAAGGAAGCCAGCUUGGAUCGGGGUCAUUCUGGGUCCACCUUGGGCAGGACCCACGCAAGGUGUGAGGGACUCUAACCCGGCCCCAUGCAAUGACGACACCAUAGGAAAAGCCUGGUAGCCCAGGCUUCACGUGGCCUAGAGGGGCAACCCCAAGAUCCUCUUCACAGGGUUCUGGGAUAAAGGAGGGGUGAAACCUGGAGGUGAGGGGUGACAAUGUUGAACCUUACCUCCAGGCUCCUGGAAAACAGAGAUAGCUGAAUCCCUCCAACCUUUUGUGUUCCAGGAAACGGCUUACUGCGAAGGACAGAUAGGACUCUUGACCCCUCUUUCACAUAGGACAAGGCCAGAGCCAGACUCUCCAAAUUUCCAUUCACUCUCAUAAAUGAUUAGCUAGACUGUCCACGCUGAUCAAUCAGAACAAAAGUCUGUUGACUUCACCAAACUUUAGUUCAGCUUCUUCCCUCCCCAAAGACCCUUGAACUCUGACUUACUCCUAAGGUUAAAUAAGUAUUCGAAUGCAGGAAAGUGGCCCCUCUCUAGAACCAGCUGACGGCAAGACAUCUCCUGCUGCAGUCUGAUCUUCCACUCCCCACACCCGGUUCUUUCUAGCGUUGUUCACUCCUCCCUGUGAAAGAAAGUUCCUUUCUGCGCAACCUUGGAGAUGCUUGCAGAUCUUACUGUCAGAGUGUUCUCCCUACUGCAACAGUCCCCCUCUCCUUACUGGAAUCGUCUUUUUGAAUGUAGUCUCUCCUUACCUAAGCUUGAUUUUGUUUUCUGUUUGGCAGAAGUUGGCUCCAGGCCCUGCUUCUGGGUCUGGUCAGAACCCACAGCAGGAAGGAUGACCUCCCACAAGGCCUUGGUGAGCUGCCCAGACACGCACGAAGGCUGGGUUUCUGUAUGGGAACCACUGAGCAACUUUAACCAGGAA
Balaenoptera acutorostrata (minke whale) is the source of this 7763-nucleotide messenger RNA. It is a transcript of the gene ZNF606, whose product is annotated as zinc finger protein 606. Lineage: Eukaryota; Metazoa; Chordata; Mammalia; Artiodactyla; Balaenopteridae. Gene Ontology annotation, cellular component: nucleus. Bases 453 to 2717 code for a protein of 754 amino acids. Gene Ontology annotation, molecular function: RNA polymerase II cis-regulatory region sequence-specific DNA binding; DNA-binding transcription factor activity, RNA polymerase II-specific. The transcript has 8 exons. The record is from RefSeq and is a predicted model, not a curated record. Gene Ontology annotation, biological process: regulation of transcription by RNA polymerase II.